AUGACUCGUUGCCCUGGCGCCAUGUUGGGCGCCCUUCCCUCGGACGAGGCUGCGACAUGGUGGAGAUUAGAUACACAGGGGAAUGGCACUGCGGGCAAAAGCGUUUAUUAUUGGAUGGAGGUGGCAUUGAACGGUCACGAUGGAGCGGGAUGGCAUCGAAGCACCGAUCUGAUGAUGGAGACUGUCAAUGACUGUCGAGAAACUGCCCCGGCGCGGCCAGCCAUGGUGCCAGUUGAGCACAUCGUUGGACGACUUGAUGGGGAUGGGGACUGCAGGAUGAUCAGCCGCGUGCUGUUCGACGGGCACAGGUCCUUGCAACGUGCAGAGCCAGCAUGA
Molecule: messenger RNA, 336 nt
Organism: Coniophora puteana RWD-64-598 SS2
Lineage: Eukaryota; Fungi; Basidiomycota; Agaricomycetes; Boletales; Coniophoraceae
Exons: 4
Coding region: 1-336 (111 amino acids)
Source: RefSeq, a predicted model, not a curated record